This is a messenger RNA of Drosophila eugracilis, 497 nucleotides long. RefSeq names its product salivary glue protein Sgs-7-like. The record is from RefSeq and is a predicted model, not a curated record. NCBI's taxonomy places the organism in Eukaryota, Metazoa, Arthropoda, Insecta, Diptera, Drosophilidae. The coding region runs from base 204 to 422 and encodes 72 amino acids. The transcript has 2 exons.
AACAGAUGGGUAAGAGCAAUGUUUUAAAAUAAGUUUAAAUUUUUAUUUACUUAAAUACAAAUGGUUUGUUCGGAAUAUUUUAUUUUUGGAUGGCUGGCCCAAAAUUUUCCACUGAUCCAUAGAUAUUUUUGGGGCUAUAAAAGACGUAUCAUUCCCUUAAAAUGGGCACCAACUGGUAAAGUAGACCCAAUCAAGAUACAACCAUGAAGCUGAUCGUAGUUGCUAUUAUUGCUUGCAUUCUGAUCAUUGGAUUCACAGAUCUUGCCGAAGGAUGUGGUUGUGUGCCUUGUGGCCCUGGUGGCAAGGCUUGUGCUGGGUGUCCUGAAAGGGUCCCACUCUGCCAGGACCUCAUCCGUACUGUGCAAUAUCUUCAGAAGCAGAUCCGCCAGUGCGUCUGCGGAGAACCAACUUGGAUGAUUUAGAGAUCUUCUCUGAAAACCCAAAAUUGUUAUUAACUUUUAACACCUUAAAAAAAUAAAACCACCGAAUAUUUUUGU